Quercus robur (English oak) is the source of this 1156-nucleotide messenger RNA. RefSeq names its product protein MAINTENANCE OF PSII UNDER HIGH LIGHT 1. Lineage: Eukaryota; Viridiplantae; Streptophyta; Magnoliopsida; Fagales; Fagaceae. The record is from RefSeq and is a predicted model, not a curated record. The transcript has 3 exons. The coding region runs from base 276 to 968 and encodes 230 amino acids. Gene Ontology annotation, biological process: regulation of protein complex stability. Gene Ontology annotation, cellular component: chloroplast thylakoid membrane.
AUUACAGUCCACAAGUAGCCCACUCAAAAUCCACCACAAAAAACUGGAAAACAAAAAUCUCUCUAUACCUCUCUCUGUCUCUGUGUUCCAACUCUCAAACUUCACCACCACUCCAACCCCAAGAAAGAAAGAAAGAAAGAAAGAAAGAAACUCACAAACUUUUCCAACAAAACAAAACAAACCCACUUCCAAGUUUUCAUUUUUUUUUCCUCUCAAAGUGUACUUUCUGAGCUGAUAGGCCUGAUAUAGUUUUAUAUCUUUAAAACUUUUCAAGAAUGGCCUGUGCAUUACAAGCAGUGGUAGCUGCAGCCAAUACCUGCACUUUCCCAACUCAAAGGUUCUUCAACACCAAGUACCAUAGUGUCAGUAAGCGAAAUUCCAGCCUUUUUUUCAGAGUCAGAGCUUCCACUGAAGAAGACCCUGACUGCAAUGAUGAAGAGUGUGCUCCUGAUAAGGAGGUUGGGAAGAUUAGCGGGGAGUGGUUAGCUGGGGAGAAGACCAGAGUGGUUGGAACAUAUCCGCCCCGCAAGAAAGGUUGGACAGGCUAUGUUGAGAAAGACACUGCUGGGCAAACAAACAUAUAUUCAGUUGAGCCUACGGUUUACGUGGCAGAAAGUGCAAUAAGCUCCGGAAAUGCAGGUAAAUCUGCUGAUGGAGCUGAGAACUCAGCAGCAAUUGCUGGUGGCCUUGCUCUCAUCUCAAUUGCUGCAGCUUCAUCAAUACUCCUUCAAGUUGGUAAAAACGAACCUCCUCAAGUGAAGACAAUAGAAUACUCCGGGCCAUCGCUUACUUAUUAUAUCAACAAGUUUAAACCACAAGAAAUGAUUGAAGCCUCAGUGCCAAGCCAGGCUGAAUCAUCCUCAUCUGUUCAGGUAGAUAGCUCUGCAGAGGAAGUACCUCAGAUUCAGGUAAACUCUGCACCGGAUCUUCUGGAGCCUUCCACUUCAAGUGUGAGAACCGUCUCGUAGGAAAUUAAAGUUGGUAUAAUUUAUUGAAUUUUAAAAACUAACUGCAGAUUUUUCUUUAUAUUAUAAGAUAUGUAAUUUUAUAAUUGAAGAUAUAUUUCUGCAACCUUAUGAAGAUGUAUAUCACUUUCACUACAAAGAUGAUUAGCAAUACAGUUUUGUUUGUGCUAAAGAACAUGUUACAUGUCUUA